AUGGCCGCCCAGAUCUCUUCGUUCGUUGCCAUGUCACCUGAGCAGCAGCACCAACUCUUGAUCGGCAUUGUCGCGAGCGACACUGACGUUAAGGAGUCGCGUGCCGCCGGCACUCCAGUGAUGAAGGCUGGAGAUCUCACUGCCGCAGAGAAGAUGGCCCUGGUUGACCUUGCUAGGAUGGUCGUCACCAUCUGGAAGAAGGCUCUGCCUUUCCAGGCUGAGGUGGCUGAAUGCUACCAACUUUUGCUCCGCCGCGUCUUUGAUUCAUGGACAUCCAAGGACAAUACUGUUGGCUCUCCCACUCUCCCGCCUCGAAAGUUUCCCAGCACAGUGGCUCAAGUCGGCGUCCUGCUCACCGAUCCUACCGACGAGGCUGACCUGGCCGCUCCAGCCUUUCUCGAUGUGAUGCUGCCGUCGGAGUUCGAGUCUGUGUAUGGAGAAGGACCUUGGGAUGAAGCCAUUUGGGAUGACACGCUCUGGGGUGGAGAUGACUCGUGCCCGCCGACUUGGGCUUACCUCUGGCGAGACCAGUACGGCCAUCCCCUCAAGCGAGAGUUUGUCGAGUUCGCCCACGGUGUUACCAAGAACAACGCUAAGGCUCGGGCCAUCGCAGAGUACGACCGAAACGAGAUGUUGCGAAUUAUCACCUACAACCUUGAGCUCAUCGUCAACGCGGCCCGACGCCGCAUCUGCAAGUGGGCCGUCGACGGUACCGAGGCGGCCCCGAGAGUUGAUGAAGACGAUCGCCUGGAACAGUCGGACAUUGAGAGACUAGAGCUUGCCAAAGACUAUCUUGAAGAGCACUUCCGGAUGACUAACUACCUCACUGCCAACGCCCGCCGCCCCCUCCCAUCUCCUUUUCCCAGUGAUCAGCUCUUCCUCUGUCACAAUAUUGUCUCCCGGAUCUUCCCCGAAACAAAAGUGCUCAUGCAACUCCGAGAGAGGUUUCCAGCAUCGCGUGUAGAGUGA
Molecule: messenger RNA, 969 nt
Organism: Fusarium vanettenii 77-13-4
Lineage: Eukaryota; Fungi; Ascomycota; Sordariomycetes; Hypocreales; Nectriaceae
Exons: 3
Coding region: 1-969 (322 amino acids)
Source: RefSeq, a predicted model, not a curated record